GGAGCGGCCCCGCAGCCUCCCGCCCCCGUCCCAUCCCUCCCCCUGCAUCUCGCUUUAAACCGCAGCUGCUGGAGCCGAACCGCCUGGGCGAGAGCCGCGCUUCCUCCCGCACCCCUCGGCAUCCUGGCUGGAGUUUUUCGUUGGGCUUUGGUCGUGCCUGUCUCCGUGGCGCUGCUGUGAGUGAUUAAGGCAUUAGCACGCUCCACCCCGCAGUGGCUGCAUUAAGCUGUGUGCAGAGCCGUUCCCAUGCCCGAGAGCAUGGCGCUCGUUGAUGGAAUUACUGGAGAUGUGAGGCCAAGCUGUGAUAAGUUACGUUGGAGAGAGACUGCAAUGCCAGCAUCCCAGCCGCGGUCCAGGGCAAGAGACAGGAACAAUGUCCUCAACAGGGCUGAGUUCCUCUCCCUGAAUCAGCCCUUGAAGGGGAACCAGGAGAGCAGGAGCUCCGGCAGAAAGCAGAGCGGCCAGGCUGGGGCAGCUGGUGCCCAGAGCAGCAACCCCAAGGAGCGGAGGCAGUCGCAGCAGCUGCCCGAAGAGGACUGCAUGCAGCUCAACCCUUCCUUCAAAGGGAUCGCCUUCAAUUCCUUGCUGGCCAUCGAUAUCUGCAUGUCCAAGAGGCUGGGAGUGUGCGCCAACAGAGCCUCCUCCUGGGGUAGCGCCCGCUCCAUGAUUAACCUCUUGGGGAUAACGGGGCACGGGAUCCCCUGGAUUGCGGGCACCCUCAUCUGCCUGGUGAAGAGCAGCACGCUGGCAGGCCAAGAGGUCCUCAUGAAUCUUCUUCUAGCCUUGCUCCUGGACAUCAUGAGCGUGGCUGGUUUGCAGAAGCUGGCCAAGCGGAAGGGCCCAUAUGAUGUCAACCCUGGCUUGUUGGACUACCUGACCAUGGACACCUACGCGUUUCCAGCUGGGCAUGCCAGCCGAGCAGCCAUGCUCUCCAAGUUCUUCCUCAACCACCUGGUCUUGGCCAUCCCUCUCCGGAUCCUGCUGGUCCUCUGGGCCUUCUGCGUAGGCUUUUCUCGCGUCAUGAUCGGACGGCACCACAUCACAGAUGUUCUGUCCGGCUUUGUUUUUGGCUAUUUACAGUUCAGGCUGGUGGAGUUGAUAUGGAUGUCUUCCAACACGUGUCAGAUGUUGAUAUCCAUCUGGUGAACAUGGGGGACUUGUCGCCUUUCCACUGGAAACUAGCAGAUACUUUGUCUCUGUCCCAGUAUUUUCUACGUGUUGUUUGUUGGAAGCAGUUGUAACUUCCAUGAGUAGUGGCGUUUUUAAAUGUUGCUUCCCCACCUGAAAAACAAGUUUCUUGCAAUGGAUUUGGUUUUAGCACUCAAGAGCCAUACCUCUGUUUUGGCCAUAUUCUCAACUGUAUUUGGACAGCAACCUAAUUAAGCUUUACGGGUGAGAGAAAUAAACCUGCCUAGUUUGGGUGGUUCACGUCGGCACCUUACUAUGUCCUCAGGAUGGGCAGCGCCUGAGAGCUUCCUGAGAACACAUUCGUUAACUUUUUGGAGGCUAAAUGAUUUUGGCCACAAGAGCUUUUUCUUUUUGUAAGCCUGGCAGUUGCGUCUUGUACAGAGUCAGGACACUGCCGGCACUUCAAAGAUAAUAAAUAA
Cuculus canorus (common cuckoo) is the source of this 1607-nucleotide messenger RNA. RefSeq names its product phospholipid phosphatase 7 (inactive) (gene PLPP7). The record is from RefSeq and is a predicted model, not a curated record. NCBI's taxonomy places the organism in Eukaryota, Metazoa, Chordata, Aves, Cuculiformes, Cuculidae. The transcript is spliced from 4 exons. Gene Ontology annotation, molecular function: sphingosine-1-phosphate phosphatase activity. Gene Ontology annotation, cellular component: nuclear envelope. The coding region runs from base 247 to 1146 and encodes 299 amino acids.